Molecule: messenger RNA, 1427 nt
Organism: Schizophyllum commune H4-8
Lineage: Eukaryota; Fungi; Basidiomycota; Agaricomycetes; Agaricales; Schizophyllaceae
Product: MRP-like protein
Exons: 3
Coding region: 75-1013 (312 amino acids)
Biological process (GO): iron-sulfur cluster assembly
Cellular component (GO): cytosol
Molecular function (GO): 4 iron, 4 sulfur cluster binding; ATP-dependent FeS chaperone activity; ATP binding
Source: RefSeq, a predicted model, not a curated record
GCUGACAUAGAUCCUGGCUCCAUUGUACUUUGCAUCCCCUUUCUCUCUCCCCCUCCGAUCCAGCUAGCUUCAAGAUGGCCGCCGAAGCAGAGAACCCAAUUCAGCGACGCAUGAAAACCGUCAAGCACAUCAUCAUCGUCCUCUCCGGCAAAGGGGGCGUUGGCAAAUCCUCCGUUACAUCCCAGCUCGCACUCAACCUCUACGCAUCCUCCCCUACUGCCCGAGUGGGCGUUCUGGACAUCGAUCUUACUGGACCGUCAAUACCACGCAUGCUUGGCGUAGACGGACACGGCGUCCACCAGAGUAUGGGGGGCUGGGUACCCGUAUACGCAGACGGCACGGCGGCCCGAUUAGCGUGCAUGAGUGUUGGGUUUUUGCUGAAGAAUAAGGGGGACUCCGUGGUCUGGAGAGGGCCGAAGAAGAAUGGGAUGAUCAGGCAGUUCUUGAGCGAUGUGAGGUGGGGGGAUCUGGACUACUUGGUCAUCGAUACACCGCCUGGUACCUCCGACGAGCAUCUAUCCCUCAUCGAGCAUCUCGCCCCCGUGAGGGACAAACUAUCCUCCGUCAUCGUGACAACGCCACAAAUCGUCGCCCUCACGGACUCGAUGAAAUGCCUGUCUUUCACGCGCAACGUUGGGCUUCCCGUACUCGGGCUCAUUGAAAACAUGAGCGGGUACGUGUGCCCAUGUUGCGGCGAAGUCAGCAACGUGUUCUCGACGGGCGGCGGGGAGGAUAUGGCGAAGCGGGAAGGGCUUCGUUUGCUGGGAAGCUUGCCUGUGGACACGGAGCUCGUUACGCUCCUGGAUGCCGCUGCUGUGGCCGAGAGCGAGAACGAGCAACGGGAGAAGGAGUCGGGAGGCAUGGAAGGCGCGAGCGCAGAAACGCAACCUCCGACCGCUGCAUUCGAGCUGCUGGAGAAGUACGAGAAGACGCCGACAGCGAAGCUGUUCAAGGAUAUAGCGGCGCGCGCCAUAGAGAACUUGAAUCAAGGCGAGGAUCACCUUCCUCGUUGAUUGUGACAAGGUUAGGUGGCAGGAGGCUACUAGCACCGCCAGCGACGACCGAAUUGGUACUCGAGGCUAGAAGGCAUCCUCGCUGGCUGGACGGCGCAUGGGAGGAUGGGAGAUGACUCUUGUCGGCCCCCAUGUUGUACGCACUGAGGCUGAACACGCUCCUGGACGACAUUUUCAGCUUCUUGUGCGGCUGGUAUGUCGUACGAUCGCGCACGAUCUUAUCCAUCUGGCGCGCCUCGUUCUGCCUCAUGUUGCGCCAGGUGCCGAGGGAUGAACAGGCGGCAGGCAACGUGCGCGGAGGGAUGGACCAAUCUGGUUUCGUAGAUUGUCCAUUGGGGGCGUCUCUAGUGACUUCUGCUGUGUGCUAUCUCGUAUCAGGGCUUCCCUAUUCACAUCGCUUGGCCUUUGUGACCG